AUUUUAGUCGCUGCCUUGAUUUGAAAUAGCGGCGGUAGGAGCGCGUGCGGCAGUCGCGUGCGGUGGAGAUGAGUGUCUCGUGCCGCGAUGCUGGAGAGGAAAGUUCACUUGCACGAGAUGAAUCCUGCCAACGGCACGCGCAGUGCGGAAGGCGACGUGUUUACUGUGGGUACUUACAAACUUUUAGCGUUUAUUAUCGGGACUAUUGGAAUUUUAGGCUUCUGCAACAACGCGGUCGUGAUUAUUCUUUACUGUCGGUUUAAAAGUAUGCGGACACCCACCAACUUAUUACUGGUCAACAUAGGUUUAAGCGACUUUUUGGUUUCUGUCCUCGGAAUCAACUUCACGUUCGCCUCGUGCGUGAAUGGAGGAUGGAUGUGGAGCCGGGCGAUGUGCGUGUGGGACGGAUUCAGUAACAGCUUAUUUGGCAUCGUCUCCAUCAUGACUCUGGCAGCUCUGGCCUAUGAGCGCUACAUCCGUGUGGUCCAUGCCCAGGUGGUGGACUUCCCCUGGGUAUGGAGAGCCAUUGGCCACAUCUGGCUGUACUCUCUAGCCUGGACAGGAGCUCCUCUGCUGGGGUGGAACCGCUAUACCCUAGAGAUCCAUCAGCUGGGCUGCUCCCUAGAUUGGGCAUCUAAGGACCCAAACGAUGCUUCCUUCAUCCUCUUAUUUCUUCUGGCCUGUUUCUUUGUGCCUGUGGGCAUUAUGAUCUACUGCUACGGGAACCUCCUAUAUGCUGUGAGAAUGCUGCGAUCCAUUCAGGACCUCCAGGCGGUACAGAUCAUUAAGCUCUUGCAGUAUGAGAAGAAGGUUGCUGUUAUGUUUCUUCUGAUGAUCGCCUGCUUCCUUCUGUGUUGGACGCCCUAUGCUGUAGUGUCCAUGAUGGAGGCCUUCGGCAGGGAGAGCAUGGUGUCUCCCGCAGUGGCCAUUAUCCCCUCAUUCUUUGCCAAAUCCAGCACAGCCUACAAUCUCCUCAUCUACGUCUUCAUGAGCAGAAAGUUCCGCCGCUGUUUGCUGCAGCUGCUCGGUUCACGACACUCUUGGCUACAGCACAGUCUCAAAGAGUGCCCCCCAGCCUCAAGCCAGCACCCCAUCCGUCCGAUAGUGGUUUCCAGCAAGUGUAGAAGCAGGGACCGGCCCAAAAAGAGGGUGACCUUCAGCUCCUCCUCCAUCGUCUUCAUUAUCGCCAAUGAUGACAUGCAAAACCUAGACAUGACCUCCAGUGCUAGUCGCACCAUGAAGGUCAAUGUUUUUCAAGUGAAACCACUGUGAUGGACACCUCGUGGAUCGGACUUUUAAUCACAGCACUUAGUAUGCCUUAGAACCUGAUAAGCCAAAAUAUUUGUUUGACAUCCCAGGAUGUUAGAUCUAAGGAUGAGGCCAAUCCGAUCCAGUAUCAGUAUAGGCUUCCGAUAUCAUAGUAAUUCAAGUAUCACAAAUUUCUGAUACAACCUGCGGCAUUUUCCAGUACCGGAGAGGAGCCACAUCUUUGAAACAUCUCAAGUGCUGCUGGCUCUCUGCUGUUUGCUACUGAGUGUGAGGAGAGGAGAGGGGAGGCAGAAGUUUCUGAACUGAAGCCAAGCUGUUUGAGAGAGGUCUCUUCCACAGUUGAGGAGCAGGGUGCAAGCCACGGGUUGCGGCAAAUUUCCGCCCAGCUCUCAGGUUCAAAUUGGCUGUGCCACCGAGCACGGAUUUUCCAAAACAAUGAAUUGUUGCUGAAAAGUCAGCCACUUCAGCAUCCCAAGGCUGUGAAAUGGCAGCUCACAGUGCAGCUGAGUUUCUAUCAGCUGAAAGGGGGGAAAAAAAUUCCAUCAAAAUCCUUCAGUAUUAAUCCAGAGUUCCUCUAGGACACAUAACUGAUGAUACAUUUCGAAAUUCACGAUUUAUUUUACAGUUGAAAGGCUUUGUGUUUCCACAACGUUCGCAGGAAAACAGCAAGCGAGUGAGCGAGCGAGAAGGAGAGAGAGUGAGUGUGCGAGAAGGAGAGGAGAGAGAACAUGUGCGUGAGAGA
This is a messenger RNA of Thalassophryne amazonica, 2011 nucleotides long. RefSeq names its product opsin 3 (gene opn3). Gene Ontology annotation, cellular component: photoreceptor outer segment; membrane. Gene Ontology annotation, biological process: visual perception; G protein-coupled receptor signaling pathway. Gene Ontology annotation, molecular function: G protein-coupled receptor activity. Bases 88 to 1272 code for a protein of 394 amino acids. Lineage: Eukaryota; Metazoa; Chordata; Actinopteri; Batrachoidiformes; Batrachoididae. The transcript is spliced from 4 exons. The record is from RefSeq and is a predicted model, not a curated record.